AAAUAGUAAAAUGAAGAUUUAUCUGCUAAAUUUCAGGAAUAAAAAGAUAAAAUUUUUUCAAAAAGAUAAAAUAUUUUAAGAUAAUUUUAAUGUCUUCCAAUUUACGAAGAGUUAAAAUCCAUAUUAAAUUAAUUUUUUAUACUUUACUCUAUGGUUAUAGAAGAGGCAGAAUAAAGAUUUAUAUUAAUCCCAACUUAAGAAAAUUUAUUACACUAAAAGCUGUUAUAAGGAGAGCAUUAUUUGCAUCAAAUUUUUAAAAAAUUAACUUAGCAUAUUAUUUAAGCUGAAAAAAAUUUUGAUUCUGAAAGGAUAAAGGAAAAAAAUAAAUAAUUUGAAUUAAAUACCUAGUUAAGCUAAUUGUUAACUUAGAUAGAUAAGUAAAAUAAAUCAGAUGAUAUAGUGUAAAGUGAAUAAAAUUUAAUUUAGUUAAACAAAAAAUAAAAUAUAGAGCUAGUUUAUCAGAAUGUUUAGCUUUAGAAACUUUCUAAUGAUUUAGCUUCAAAACUCAAUUAAAAAUAGAAUGAAAAUAUAAAAUAAACUUAUAUUUAAAAUGAACAACUUCAAAAAUAGGUUUCUCAAUUACAAAUUGAAAAUAAUAAAAAUCUUUAUAAAAUGGACUAAAAUAUAGUUUUACUAAACUCCACAAUUGCUAUUUUAAAGGCUUAGCUUAAAAAAGUGGAAGAUAGAAAUAAAGAUCUUGAAUAUUCUUAUUAGAAAAUUUUAGAGUAAAACAAACUACUAAAUCUUGAAAAUGAAACUUUAAUUAAGCAAAUGAAUGAUCUAAAUUAAUAAUUAGAUUCAACAACAUAAAAUAAAUAAAUAAAGGAAAAUGAACUUGAUGAGAUGAAAAAGAUAAUAUUAACAAAUACUAAAAUAAUAAAAGAAAUGAAAGAAAAACUAAAUAAAUUGACUACAUAAAAGAUGACUUUUGUUAUUCCUCCUGAUAAUAAAGACUUUAAUGAAGAGAAAUAUUUUUUUGACAGCAUUAAAAGUUCUUAUUUUAAUAAGAGCUAUUUUAUUAAAUAAAUCAAAGCAAAUAUGGAAGGGUUUGAUUAAGAGUAAAUUCAAGUAAAUAUGAGAAGUUUUGAGGACUAGGAUAAAAAUGAUUCUAUUGUUGAUCUCACUAAAUACAGAUAUAAUUUGCCAUAAUUUUAUUGCUUUAUCAAGGAUAACUUCUAAAAUUUAUUUAAAUAAGUGGAAAAUACAACUUAAAUACCUUAUAAUUUCUUAGCUACCAUAAGAGGUAUCUUAGAUUCCAAGUACAAUGAAUUUUUAUUAUGCUCAAACUAAAAUUAUUAGAAUGUUUCUUUGUUUGCUGAUUUUGUUUAUUCUUGGCUUAUAACUUUUGACAUUAAUCAAAACUCUAGAAAAAUUACUAAAUUCCACACUAACACAUUAACUUCAAAUCUAUUAGAACUUAGAAUAACCUAGUUUUACAUUACACUAAAUAAUCAUCUUCUAUCAAAACUUUGGGAAUUUGUUACGUUUAGAGAAAUUUUAAAUGAGGACUUAAGCAAAGAGGAGCUAUAUUUUUAUCUUUUUUGUAGGAAUUAAAUAUUUAAAGGACCUCAACUUGAAUCUCUUUCUUCUACAUUUGAAAUCAUAAAUUACAUUCAAAUUGAUGAAGCUAUAAUAUUAAUUCGUAGUGUUCUUACAAAAUUUGAUCAAAGUACUGUUGAAUAUUUAAUUUCCUAGAUAAAAAAUAAAUCAGUUUUAAAAGGAAAAAAGUAAUUAGUUGAUGCUCAAUUGGUAUUGAGAUUGCUCUUAGAGUACUUUAGAACUGAAAGGUAAUAGAGAUAUAAGCUAAUAAAAUAACUCUUUUAUAGCUAAAAGCUUGAAAAUAAAGAUGGAAAAUACACUUUGAAUUUCACAUCAUUUAGGAACAUAUUUCAUAAAAAUUUUAUCUCCACAACUGAGUUAGAAAAGGCUUAGAUUUAUAGAGAGUGCUACUCAAUUGGAAAAGGAAUUGUAAAUCAUGAUACAUUUUUUACAGUAUGUAAUGAAAAUGGGUUUUUUAUAAAAUAAUUGAAGUUAAAUUUACCAACUGAAUUUCCCUUAUUUAAUAAAAUUACAAAGUAAUACGAACCAGAUGAUCUAUUAUUAUCUUAAAAUUUACAAACAUUUAAAAAUUUUUAUACUGAUGAGCAAUGCUAAAAAAAUUGGUAGGUUAUUAGCUAAUACAUAUAAAGUUAAGGAUUAGAACCAUAAUUAUAAAAUUAUUAGUUAUUUAUUAAAUAAAACGAUUAAUUUAAUAAAAACUUGGUCUGCUAAAAUCUUUAAGGUAAAAGUUAUAUUUUUUUUCUUUUUGAAAAAAUUAAAGAUAUAUAGACAAGUAUAUAUCUCAAAAUAUUGCAAAAACAAGUUGAAAUAGAUGAUUUAUAAAUCAUAGAAAUCCAGAAAAAUCUUUAAUAGCAAUUGAGUAACUCUUGUUUAACAGCUAUCAGUAUUUUGUAAAAAAAUAAGUAAAAGAAGUACGAAUUAUAAACUUAGAAAAUAAGUAUAUUAUAGAGAUGGGCAAAAACAAAAAUUUCUAAGUGGUAUACUUUGAUAAAUGAGCUAUUACUUUCGAAGUAUAAGACAAUGCUGUUGUAGUAAGGAAUUUAGCCAUUUUAAAAUAUCAAUAACUAAAUAAUUACAGAAAAAACCGAUAAUGAAGAAUAAGAAAAUGAUUAUGAUGAUUUACAAUUUUAAAAAUAAACAUCCAAAAAAUAGCAAAAGUUUUUAUGA
Molecule: messenger RNA, 2727 nt
Organism: Tetrahymena thermophila SB210
Lineage: Eukaryota; Ciliophora; Oligohymenophorea; Hymenostomatida; Tetrahymenidae
Exons: 6
Source: RefSeq, a predicted model, not a curated record